AUGCGUGCUGAUAACUCACCUUACUACUCCCCUGCUGCCUCACCUAUCAUGUCCCCACGGCGCUCAAACUCUCCGCAGCCAACUCGCUGUCGUGCCCAGAACCCUUCCAAAGUGAAGCAAACCCAGAACUUCCACCUCGGCAGCCUGCCCCGGUUCCAUCCUGCCGUAUAUCAGUCGAGCAGCACUUCUCACAACGCUACAGCGCAGCCUCCAUCUCCUCACCAGUCUCGGCAGUCCACCUACCGCACUGCAGCCGGGUCACGCGACAUGAUGUGGCAGUACCGUGAAUACAUCGAGGGCGUCCACCAAGGUCCUUCGGCGCCCCGUUUGGAUCCUCUGGUUAGUCCGGGUCCCGUCACGCCCCUGGCGCUAGAGGCGGGUGAUUAUCUCGCCCAUGGCUCCAUGAACAACACAUCCGAGCGGAUCCCGCGAGAUGUCCCGAAGAACUCCGGCCCUCCGGCUGAGCUGGUGGAGAAGCUCAUUGCCUAUGAGGAGAUGGCCCGACAGAUGGCGCGAAAGUCCGCCAAGGGCCGAUAG
Penicillium roqueforti is the source of this 537-nucleotide messenger RNA. RefSeq lists its product as uncharacterized. The record is from RefSeq and is a predicted model, not a curated record. The transcript has a single exon. Bases 1 to 537 code for a protein of 178 amino acids. NCBI's taxonomy places the organism in Eukaryota, Fungi, Ascomycota, Eurotiomycetes, Eurotiales, Aspergillaceae.